Molecule: messenger RNA, 1412 nt
Organism: Anopheles moucheti
Lineage: Eukaryota; Metazoa; Arthropoda; Insecta; Diptera; Culicidae
Exons: 3
Coding region: 75-1412 (445 amino acids)
Source: RefSeq, a predicted model, not a curated record
GCGUCCUUUCAUCAUCCCAACUCGGCAGACCAAUCUGGUGUACGUUUAUACGGGGUAAUUUGGUUUGGAAAACUAUGGACCCAGUUCAUAAACGGCAAGUGGUGGAGAAUCUGUUCCUAACGUUCGCAACAAAACAGGCGGAGCUGUUCAAACAGUACGAUGCGAACAGGAAGAAGCGGUCCAAAAUUUUCCUCCAGCGGCUACGCUACCAGCUGAAGCGCAACGGUGAAGCCCAUCGGAAGGAAUGGAGCAGCAAGCUGGAGACGGAACUGCUGGACAGCAUACCGACACGUAAGAUCUGGAAGUUGAGCCGCAACGAUCGGUGGUUCCGCGAGCUGUUCCAGCAAGAGAACAACGAUCAGGAGCUGUUGCAACAUUUCCGUAUGCAUCGUGGCAUGUUCGAUACGCUGGUGGAGAUGCUUAGCCAAGAUCUGGCACCGCAUCCAUUGCUGGCGGCCCAGUCUUGUAGUGCGGAGAAAAAGAUUGGGAUCGGGUUGUACAAGCUGACGACCGGUGCCGAUUACGCCACGAUCGGAAACCUAUUCGGCGUACACAAAGCGACGGUCAAGAACUGUGUCCAUCAGUUUUGCAAGUCGAUAGUGAAGAACGCCAUGGACUCGGAGAUCUAUCUGCCCGACCCCGAAGAGAUGGGCGAUAUCGGUAAAGGAUUUGAGGAUAAGAGCGACAUUCCGUUGAUUAUUGGUGCGAUGGGUCGUAUACACAUUCCCAUUACGCCCUCGCUGGCUGAUUCGAAAAAUUAUCUCAAUGGAAGGAAAUGGCCUUCUUUGAUUCUGCAAGCGGUCGUAGAUAACAAUCAUUGUUUUAGGCACAUUACAUGUGGGCAUGUCGGUGCAACCGAGGACAGUGUCGUGUUGAGCGAUUCCGGUCUGUACCAACACUUCGAAGGUGCAGAAUUGCCUACUCAGAGUGUUAACGGAACCACACUAAAGUCGUUCAUCGUGUCCGAAUCCUCCUAUCCGUUGCUUCCUUGGCUGCAACACGCCUACGUGACACCGCAAACGACCGAAGAAGAAACGUUCAACGAACAUCUAAACAAAGCACGCAUAUUCGUGGACGAAGCGUUUGAAAAGCUUCGCGUACGGUUCCGCAUACUGCAGCGGAAGAUCGACAUCGAUAUCAACUUUGUGCCGCAGAUCCUGCUAACCUGCUGCAUCUUGCAUAACAUUCUCGAAAAGAACCAAACGCCAUAUUUGGAAGAGUGGAAGGAAUCGCUGCAAGAAUUGGGCGGAAAGUAUCCCCAGCCGGAUGGUUCGACCAGCACGAACUAUACUACCACGGUUGAGGGAGAGACCGUAAGAGAUGCGCUCAAGGAGCACCUGCAAUCAAAGUAUGUGCUUUUCCGGUCGAUUGAAUACAACCAGGUAUAUUUCAUCAGCGAAGCGACAAAUUAA